Molecule: messenger RNA, 1965 nt
Organism: Aplysia californica (California sea hare)
Lineage: Eukaryota; Metazoa; Mollusca; Gastropoda; Aplysiida; Aplysiidae
Product: zinc finger protein 384-like
Exons: 1
Biological process (GO): regulation of transcription by RNA polymerase II
Molecular function (GO): RNA polymerase II cis-regulatory region sequence-specific DNA binding; DNA-binding transcription factor activity
Source: RefSeq, a predicted model, not a curated record
UCAUCAUCAGCAUCAUCAUCCGCAUCAUCUUCAUCUUCAUCCUCAGCCGCAGCUGCAGGCUCACCGCCGUCACUGUCCUCUUCGUCGCCAUCGACGUUACCCAUGCGUCCGAUGUUCCAAGGCCUGCCUCUCUCCACCCUCUCCGGCCCGGCUCUGAGUAUGGGCAUGCUGGGUGGGUCAGCAGCUCUGCUCCGGCCUGGCCCCGUCACGUCCGGCUCGGCAGGUCUUCCCGCUCCUCUCCUGCAGUACCCGGGCAUGUUCCCCACCCCAGAAGAGUUAAAAUACUUGAGCAUGGCUCAGAUCCAAGCGGCCAAUCAGGCGCAACUAGCUGGGGAAGUCGCAAAGAUGAAACCGCCGUAUCUGACAAGGAACUAUCUAGAACUAGCGAUGCUGGUUUGCAACACUUUCCGCGGUAAGCUGUUUCCGUGUCCACAUUGUCGCUACGUCACGGAUCGCCGUAACAACCUAAAGCGUCACGUAGCAACCAUGCACCAAGCUUGUGACAAGCAGCUGGAGUGCUGCGGCGUGACGUUCUCUACGAAAGCCUCUCUGAGAGAACACAUCACCAUCUUUCACCACAACGGAUACUCCUGCGCUUACUGCGGCCGUCGGUUCUGCCGCAAGGCACUUCUAAAGCGACAUCUGAGCGUCCACAGCGGACAGAAAGACUACACCUGUCCACACUGCGACUACGCCACUAGCCACAAGUCAAACCUGGAGAGACACAAGAGGAUCCACGCGCGACUCCACCUCAUGGGUGCAUCAGGUCUGGGAGAUGCUGGAAGUCAUGCCGAACUUCUCUACGGAGACCACGACGACAUUAGCGUGGAGAAUUCUCCAAGAGCAGAAGACGUCGGGGAGUCGAGCCACUCUCCAGGGGCUGGGGUUCGAAACUUGACCCGAGCCUUCCAUAUGGACACGGGACCUUCAGCCAUGACGUCAUUGUCUCUCGCAGGUCACCGGGAGCGAUAUCACCUCGGCCUGGCUUUGAACUCUGACCCUUUAGGAAUGAAUAAAAUGGAGCUGCCUGAACCUUCAGGGGAAGAAGAAGAAGAAGACUGUGACGUCGACAUCGACGAUAUUGACGAUGAUGAGGUUGAUAACGAAGAAAGUGGCUAUGGCGUAAAGGAAAUGAGAGACAGCUUUCCUGCUACACCUGGCCAGCCCAUCAAUCUAAUGACUGGGUCAGCCCAUCACCGCUGGAGCAGACAUCCUCAGCCCAGCCAACUGGACAACGUGCCCAUAAACCUUGUCACAGAUAGAAACGUCAGAGCCAGUGUAGGAAAUGAGGAUCGUGUCAAGGGCACACUUUUGGUGGGAACCCGCCAAGAUGACGUCAGAAACACCCGUAAUGAUGGGGUAAUGUCACCGCGUUCUGACGCCAGUUCUAAGUGAGCGCCUGGAAUCGAUGGCUUUCCACUUUAAAAAAAAACUAAGUUGCUUUCUGAGGGCUACGGCUCAAAACUAAUCUAAAGACUCUGGAAGAACGUCGUUGGCCAAAUGGACACGUCGCAGUUAACAAACACAGUAAAAACUUGCUCGUAAAUCUAAUGUUUUUCAACCCAUUAGACACAAAUUGAGUUGUACUAAAUUCUUGUCUUGUUGGGUAUGUUGGUCAUACUUUUGGAAUCACACAAAAGGAAAAAGUAAACGCAUUUAUCAAUAGUGUAUAAUGCAACCCCCACCCCAACCCAGACACUAAUUAUUCUUUAAUAUCAAAAGACUGAUCGCUUCAAAUUUAAUAACACAAGAUUACUAUGUAUCGAAGAUGGCGCUUUUUAUAAUUUUAUACAAUUAUAAAUAUCGUGUAUGUUCAACAAAAUGAAUUCUCCCUCCCCUCAAACACACUCAUGCACACGGUCUCGGAAGAUUAUCAUUGGAUUCACAUUUCUUCCAUUUCCAAUAUGGUCUGGCUGAUCCCUCUUUCACUCAUUUAUCUCAUUCCAAACAUGUGUUUUCGACAGA